AUGGACAUCCUUGAGACAGCUGCCUAUGACAGGCGGCAGAGGAGAAACAUGUCCUGUGCUCUCCUUUUUUCUCUCUCGCCUUUCUUUUUAUCCACAGCUGUGUACUUCUACCUGUGGACUCCUGACUCACCCGCUUCCAUCAUGUCUGCGGGUGUCAAAUCAGCACCAACACUCCUAUUGGCUGCAGCAGUGCUGAGCUGGAAUGGAGGGCAGAGUGUCCUGGGUGUGGUGGGAGGACUGCUCUUCUCUGCUGUUGGUGACUGCUGUCUGGUAUGGCCUGAGCUUUUUCUGCAUGGAAUGGCUGCAUUUGCUGUGGCUCAUUUGCUGUACUCACUCACCUUCCUCUCCAGUCGUUAUGUGGCAUAUUCCUCUUCCUCUUCCUCCUGGAUCCGUUUUCUAUAUCUGAUCCUGUUCAUGGUGGGAGGAGGUGUCUACAUCUACAUAUAUCCAUUCCUGCAGAAGGCACCAAACUCAGACAUAAUGCUUCCAGCUGUGGGGGUCUACAUUGUUUUAAUUUCUCUAAUGGGGGCAUUAGCCAUCAGAACCCGCCAUGUGCCAACACUGUUAGGAAGUUUGUCCUUCAUGGUGUCUGACCUGUCACUGGCUCUGCAGGUUUUCAAGGUGACAGAUCCUAUUGAGCAUGGUAAUGCUAUUGUCAUGGUGACAUAUUAUUUGGCACAGCUACUAAUUGCUGUGGGCGAUGUAAAGGCAGUGGAGAAGGAGGACUUUGCAAAAUGGAAGAGGUCCUAA
This is a messenger RNA of Perca flavescens (yellow perch), 750 nucleotides long. RefSeq names its product transmembrane protein 86B (gene tmem86b). Gene Ontology annotation, cellular component: membrane. The coding region runs from base 1 to 750 and encodes 249 amino acids. NCBI's taxonomy places the organism in Eukaryota, Metazoa, Chordata, Actinopteri, Perciformes, Percidae. Gene Ontology annotation, molecular function: hydrolase activity. The record is from RefSeq and is a predicted model, not a curated record. The transcript is spliced from 3 exons.